This is a messenger RNA of Sciurus carolinensis (gray squirrel), 3335 nucleotides long. RefSeq names its product inhibin subunit beta C (gene Inhbc). The coding region runs from base 102 to 1160 and encodes 352 amino acids. The transcript is spliced from 2 exons. Lineage: Eukaryota; Metazoa; Chordata; Mammalia; Rodentia; Sciuridae. Gene Ontology annotation, biological process: SMAD protein signal transduction; BMP signaling pathway. Gene Ontology annotation, molecular function: cytokine activity; hormone activity; growth factor activity. The record is from RefSeq and is a predicted model, not a curated record. Gene Ontology annotation, cellular component: extracellular region.
AUUCCUCCCCGAGCCCCUGGCAGCUAGGACAAAGUUGAGACCACAACUAUUGAGACGCUGAGUCCUGGAUUUGUGUUGUUCAAAGAGGAUCUCCCCCAGCAAUGACCCCCUCAUUGCUCCUGACCAUUCUACUUCUGACUCCAGCUACAGUGGCCAAUCUCAGAGGUGGCAGUCAAUGCCAAGCAUGUGAGGGGCCCAUCAUGGACCUGGGGAGCCAGCGGGAGCUGCUUCUUGACCUGGCCAAGAGAAACAUCCUGGACAAUCUGCACCUCAGCCAGCGCCCAACGCUGAGCCGUCCUGUGGCCAGAGCUGCUCUGAGGACUGCACUGCAACGCCUCCAUGGUGGUCCCCCCCAGGGAACACUUCUGGAGGACGACAGGGGACAAGAAUAUGAGAUCAUCAGCUUUGCUGAGACAGGCCUCGCCAACAUCAACCAGACUCGUCUUGAUUUCCACUUCUCUGAUAGAACUUCUGAUGGCAUGGAGAUCCUGCAGGCCAGCCUCAUGUUCUUUAUACAGCUCCCUCCCAAUACCACUUGGACUAUGAACAUGAGGGUCCUUGUGCUGAGUUCGCACGACCCCAACCUCACCUUGGCUACUCAGCAGCUGCUGGAGUUGGAUACCACUGGCUGGCACCAGCUCUUCCUGGGGCCUGAAGCUCAGGCUGCCUGCAGCCAAGGGCACCUUACCCUGGAACUAGUACCUGAAGGCCAAGUAGCCCCAAACUCAAUCAUUCUGGGUGGGACUACCCAUAGACCUUUUGUGUCAGCCCGGGUAAGAGUUGGUGGCAAGCACCGGGUUCACCGUCGAGGCAUUGACUGCCAGGGAGGGUCCAGGAUGUGCUGUCGACAAGAAUUCUUUGUAGACUUCCGUGAGAUUGGCUGGCACGACUGGAUCAUCCAGCCUGAGGGUUAUGCAAUGAACUUCUGCACAGGGCAGUGCCCACUACAUGUGGCAGGCAUGCCUGGCAUUGCUGCCUCCUUUCACACUGCAGUGCUCAGUCUGCUCAAAGCCAACACAGCUGCUGGCACUGCUGGAGGGGGUUCAUGCUGUGUGCCCACAGCCCGGCGUCCCCUGUCUUUGCUCUACUAUGACAGGGACAGCAACAUUGUCAAGACUGACAUACCUGACAUGGUCGUUGAGACCUGUGGGUGCAGUUAGUCUUUGUGGGAUGUAGUAGCCCAACGUGGAAUGAGCAAAUAUAAAUAUGCCCUCACGGAGGUGUCCUUCUUCAAAGAAGGAAUGAUUCCAGUCCUGCCUCUAUCUAGAAUGUGGACUGCAUCUUCCAGAGCAACUUAUGGAAAUUAUCCCAUCUUUGACUUGAGGAGAUCUACCUCUAAGAAGAAUCACUGUUCUAUCCUCAUGACAAGUAACCUCUCUCAUAAAGCAUCAUCUAUUCAACAUGUUCUUCAUGCUUAAACCCCACACCAGGGACUCUGAUCCACCUCCAACCAUGAGCAAUGCCUUCUGGUUUCCAUGCAAACUUCACCCUUAAUCAACCCCAUUAUCUACUAUACCUUUCUGCCCUUACCACUUGAUGGUCCCCAUUCCAGGAUAGUUGUCCCCACUCCAGGAUAGUUGAUUUUUCUGGCUGGCUCUCCAAAAAGCCCCUUCCUUGGAUUCACCAAAGAUUAUUGUUCUCUGAAGUGACACUUACUCCCUCUGUGUAUUGAGACCCUUGCCUAAGUGGGCUGCUAAUGCUCUCUGCACACUCUCAUCCAUUUUUGUCCUUUUGUUUUUCUUUUUUGGUACCAAGGAUUGAACCCAGGGGUGCUUAACCACUGAGCUACAUCCCCAACCCUUUUUUUAAAAAAAUAUUUUAUUUAGAGACAGGGUCUCACUGAAUUGCUUAGGUUCUCACUAAGUUGCUGAGGCUGACUUUGAAUCCUCCUGCCUCAGCCUCCUGAGCUGCUGGGAUUAUAGGCAUGCACCACCGCCCCCUACCAUUCUUUGUCCUUUUCUGCCCUGCACUGUGCCCUUGAAGACUGACUCACCUGAGCAACCUCACCUGAGCUCCAUACCUUGCAGUUUCCUGCUGGGUUUAACAAAGGGAGACCCAAGCAGGAAACCAAGAAAUAGGAGGAGUCAGAAGUCAGACUAUUUCUAAUUCCUGCUACUUGUUUACCCACAUGCCAUGAUUCUAUGUAACUGUGGCUAUAGAUCCCAACUGACUACCCCCUUCCAUGGCUUCAGCUCUGCCUCAGUUUCUGAUAUCACUGUUUUGACACCGAUGUUUCAAUAUCCCUCAUUGGUUCCCUUAACCCUUCCUGUAGCUUCAUAAAUAAUUCCUCUGCUUAAUCCUCUUGAUGAAGCAGACACAGUCAGUUGAGAGAGCUCCUCUAUCUCAACACCCUACCACCCCGGAUGACACAGAGCCUAACUUCCUACUCUCUUUACAUAAACUCCUCAGGGCUAAGCUAUUGUACCUGUCUCAUACUUCCUACCUCCUCUUCUCCCAGGAUUCCUCCUCCAUCCUCCCAGAACUAUCCUUUGAUGGUCUCAUGGCUAAUAAAGAACUAGAUUUUCCCUGCUCCUUUCCUCUCUCUGUACUCACUCCAAGAAAUGAGACAGAUUGAUCAUCAGUCAAGUAAGCUGACAUGGUGGGAGGCAGAGGCAUGCUUAGGCUGGCUGCUGGGACCUUUGGCUUGUCUUCUUUUCAUCUACCCACAGGGCUCCAUCCAGGAGUCCUGCCUAGAAACUGGAACUGAUAAAGAUUUUUCAAGUGGGAAAAGAGGAAGGCCUGGGAUAUGAGGAAGGGUGGCAUUUGCUCAGAGACUAGGUCCUCUUUAGACUUUGCCCUUCUUCCCCUAUCAUCUCCUCUCUUUGGCUGAACAGCCCUGAACUAUGGGGUCGAUAAGUCUGCAGCCCAAGGCCGAGUUUGCGCAAAUCUCAUGUGUCCUUUGGGGAACGUGAUGUCUGUGUUUGCUCAGCUUAUAACCCCCUCCUAUCAGGUAAGAGGUCCCUGGAAUGGGAAUGCUGGAGGAGAAAAUCGGAGAGGGACCUCCUGGACGACUGUAUGUCUGAGUUGUAGGGCUUCCUGAGCAACCCAUGAAAGUCAUCCCACCUUUGACUUGAGACCUUCAUCUAAGGAGGUCUUCUGGUAUCUCUCCUGCUUUCUACCAGUGUCUCCCUACUUCACUCCUAUCCCAGAUUUAACCUCCUUUCCUUCAAUCCCCAGGACUGAGACUGGGAUAAGGUGAAGUGAGGUACUCACCUUGGAACCAGAAUUUUAAGAAGCAGGCAAAAAAUUCAUGAAUGAACAUAAGCAAUGUUUUAAUGCAAUUUUAUUUAUUUAUUUAUUUAUUUUUGCGGUGCUGGGGAUUGAACCCAGGGCCU